This is a messenger RNA of Plutella xylostella (diamondback moth), 1125 nucleotides long. RefSeq lists its product as uncharacterized. The record is from RefSeq and is a predicted model, not a curated record. Gene Ontology annotation, molecular function: protein-cysteine S-palmitoyltransferase activity. NCBI's taxonomy places the organism in Eukaryota, Metazoa, Arthropoda, Insecta, Lepidoptera, Plutellidae. Gene Ontology annotation, cellular component: endoplasmic reticulum; Golgi apparatus. Gene Ontology annotation, biological process: peptidyl-L-cysteine S-palmitoylation; protein targeting to membrane.
CAGAGUAGGAACCAUGUAUUAAAAAAUAUACCUAACCUCUAACCUAAAACAAAAACUACAAUAAAACCUUUAAUAAGCCUUAAAUUGUACUACUACUUAUCUAUAAACAUGUGUGUUGCCUUAUUAAAAAUAUAUAACAACAAUUUCAUGAAAAAGCUGAGGAGGCUUCGCAAAAUCAAAUACUUACUAUGUCUAGAGAAGGUUUUCGCUUUUGUGAUAAACGUGGUGGUUAUACCUGGAUGCUAUGGCUUCCAGAUGUUGGUCGUUCGCCCCGCCAUCGACGAAGAAUACCACACCUCAACCUCUGCUGUUGUAGCCAACGUUUUAUUCUCCACCUUUUUAUUCAUCAAUGUGAUCGGAAACUUAGGUUUGUGCAUCACAACCGAUACAAGCUUGGCGAAAAACCUGAACGAGGUCACAUACGCUCAUGAAGAAACAGGAAACUAUUGUAAAUGGUGCAAGUCGAUACGGCCGGAGAAAUGUUGGCAUUGUAAACUGUGCAACGCUUGCAUAUUGAGGAGAGAUCACCACUGCGUGUUCUUAUCACGCUGCAUUGGACGCCGUAACUAUCGAUAUUUCCUUCUCGGGGUUUUUUACACAUCACUGGGUACAACCUACGCCCUAUACUGGAACUAUUUAUUUGUUAGGGCACAAUUUGAAUCUUUCGUUCAAGCUUUUGUUUCAUUCGCCGUUUUAAUUAAUCCAUUCUUCCGGAUAAUGUUCGUGUUUUAUGUCGGCUACAGAGAUGUCGGCUACAGAGAUAUCUGCACCAGCUACUUCAUUCUUAAUAUUUUAAUUUGGUUUUGGUUAAUACAUGUGGCGUUCUACCACUUGAUAAAUGCUGCAGCUGACCUGACGACCUACGAAAUAAUGAAGCUGAGAAAACGCAGGGACUUUAAGUAUUGGAAAGAAAACCUGGUAAAUGUGUUCGGUACACGGUGGUACUAUGCCCUAGUAUGGCCCUUCUCCCGAAGUCCAGUUCCUGAACGUAUUAUGAUUUAACUAGGGGAAGCGAGAGUGACAAUUUAUAUGCAUGUUUAUUUUGAUCUAAGAAGAUAUGAGUGUUUUAUUCUUAUGUACAUAUAAGUGUUCAAAGUUGUCAAAUAAUAAAAAUAUUUCAAUUUA